Molecule: messenger RNA, 1047 nt
Organism: Nicotiana attenuata
Lineage: Eukaryota; Viridiplantae; Streptophyta; Magnoliopsida; Solanales; Solanaceae
Exons: 1
Coding region: 1-1047 (348 amino acids)
Source: RefSeq, a predicted model, not a curated record
AUGGCUGAACAGCAAGCCCUCGCUCAGAAAUUUAUGGCUAAGCAGCAAGCCCAAGCCGCAACAAUGAGAAAUUUGGAGCGCCAAAUGGGACAGCUUGCCAGUGCUCAAAACAUUAGACCAGUUGGAGCUCUUCCAAGUGACACUGAAGCUAAUCCUAAGGCAUCCCUUAAUGUCGUGUCAUUGAGGAAUGGGAGACAAUUAGAAGAAGUUCAAUCAAAAAAGAGGAAACAGGUGACUUUUAAUGAGAGGCCAGCCACUAUAGAAUCAACAUCAGAAAAAUCUAAGGAGUCCGAGAAGCCAGCUGGAGAGGCGGUGGCUGAGCAACCCCCACCAGUGGUUGCAAGGCCACCACCUCUGUUCCCUCAAAGGUUGCAUAAAGUAAAGGAUAACGCCGCAUAUAAAAAGUUUCUUGAUAUUUUGAAGCUGGUGCAAAUUAAUAUUCCAUUGGUUGACAUCUUACAAGAAGUGCCCAAAUAUGCAAAGUACAUCAAGGACAUACUGGCAAAUAAAAGGAGGCUGACCAAGUUCGAAACUGUGGCACUCACUGAGGAGUGUAGUUCAAGAAUUCAAGGCAAGUUACCUCAGAAAUUGAAGGAUCCGGGUAGUUUCACUAUCCAAAUCUCGAUUGGCAAACAUGCAGUUGGGCGAGCUUUACGUGACCUUGGAGUGAGUAUCAAUUUGAUGCCGCUAUCUGUGUUCAGACAGUUGGGGUUGGGUGAGCCACACCGAACAACAGUUAUCUUACAGUUGGUUGAUCGCUCCCUUGCUCAUCCUGAAGGAGUGAUUGAAGAUGUGUUAGUUCAAGUGGGUUCUAUCAUAUUCCCUGCUGAUUUCAUUAUCUUGGAUUACGAGCCUGAUCAGGAGGUCCCAUUUAUUUUAGGGCGUCCAUUUUUAGCCACGGGCCGAGCUAUUAUCGAUGUCUGCAAAAGAAAGAUGACAAAGAUCCUUAGCCAAAGCCAUAAGCCUAGCAAGAAUACAAGAACAAACUUUAGAAGUCCAAAAACAAAUUUUCCUCUCAACACCUAUUUUGCCAAAUCCCAGAAAUAA